GGCCGCCACAGCUGAGCAAAUUUAAGACUACUCUUCUUCAUAAAACUCCCUCAACUCAAAUCUCCCGGCCUAUACAUACACGAUUAUCUGACAUUUUUUUCUUUUCUUAAUACGGAGUAAUCAAGAAGAGAAAAAAUCCGCCACUUUCUUGAAUUCUGCGCUCCACUUUCUCAUUUUCCCUCUGUAGAUCCACAGCCGUUACCCCAAACAAACAUAUUGCGGAAAAAAAGCAAAGAGAGAGCUUUUUCUUCUUUUCCCUUUUAUCUAAAAAGAAUCAGCUCAAAGUCUUUUGCUGAUUAGUGCCCGAUUUAAAGAAAAAGAGGUAUCUUUUCAUUGAAUCUUGAAAGGCUUUUUACAGCAGCAUGGGGAGCAAAUGGAGGAAAGCAAAGCUGGCUCUUGGGUUGAAUCUCUGCACAUAUGUUCCAAGAACAGACCUUGAAGACGACUUCGAAGAAAAGGGCUCCUUAUCCUCCAUCAAGGCGGCGGCGGCGGCGCUCUCCUCCACGGUAGUCGUCGGCGCCCUUCCAUCUACAGCCACUCCUGUUUCGCACGGCUUGAAGCUUUCGAAAAGCUUGAGUAGAUCUUCCAAGAAGAUAUGUUCAAUAUGUUUGGCUACAAUGAGGCGGGGGGAUGGUCACGCUAUCUUCACUGCUGAGUGUUCUCAUUCCUUUCACUUCCAAUGCAUUGCUUCUAAUGCAAGACACGGAAACUUACUUUGCCCAAUUUGUAGAGCAAAAUGGAAAGAGAUUCCCUUGCAACUUCCUAGUUUGGAUCAUCCUACUCCAGGAAAGGCAAGAUUUUUGCCAUCUAAUCGCUCAAAUCCAGUCAGGAACAUAACUCCAUUAAUCCAGCCUUCAGAGCCACCCAUCUUUGAUGAUGACGAACCUUUGGGUCUUCUUCCCCUUCCUCCUUCACCACAGAAUAGCGGAAAAGGCAGAACAAUAAAAAUCAAGACAUACCCAGAAAUUCCUUCUGUUUCAAGGUUCAAUUCUUUGGAUAAAUUCACACUCCUCGUCCAUGUUAGUGCACCUUCUUCAUUUCCUGGUCAAAACCCACACCGUGCACCUGUUGACCUCGUCACAGUUCUUGACAUCAGCGGCAGCAUGGCGGGCACCAAGCUUGCACUCCUUAAGAGAGCCAUGGGUUUUGUGAUACAGAACCUGGGUCCCGCCGACAGGCUUGCGGUCGUUGCCUUCUCUUCAACAGCCAAACGCCUUUUCCCGCUCCGUAGGAUGUCUGGAACGGGACAGCAACAUGCACUUCAAGCCGUCAACUCAUUGGUCGCGAAUGGCGGGACGAAUACUGCUGAAGGCUUAAGAAAGGGGACCAAAAUAAUGGAGGACCGAAGAAGCAAAAACCCAGUUUCUAGUAUUAUAUUGUUAUCUGAUGGCCAAGACACAUAUGGCAGGAGCCAGCAGUAUUCAACUUCCAGAGUAAUCCCUGUACAUACUUUUGGGUUUGGUGGGGACCACGAUGCUUCCUCAAUGCAUUCCAUUGCGGAGGUAUCUGGAGGGACAUUUUCUUUCAUCGAGACGGAAAGUGUUAUCCAGGAUGCCUUUGCUCAGUGCAUUGGAGGACUUCUGAGUGUUGUUGUAAAAGAGCUCCGUUUGGGUAUUGAGUGUGUUCACCCGGGAGUCCUUCUCAGAUCUGUAAAAGCAGGCAGUUACCCAAGCAGCAUCUUUUCUGGUGGAAGAGUGGGAUCUAUUGACGUUGGGGAUCUAUACGCUGAUGAGGAGAGAGACUUUCUGAUUGAUGUCAAUGUCCCCAUCGAACAACACGAGACUUCACUAUUAAAGGUGAGUUGCGAGUACAAAGAGCCAUUAACAAAAGAAAGAAUAAAUUUUGGAAGUGAAGUGGUUAGCAUAAGGAGACCUGAAGAAGUGUCGAGCGAAACGGACGUGUCAAUAGAAGUGGACAGGCAAAAGAACAGGCUUGGAGCAGCCGAGGCAAUGGCUGAAGCAAGGAGUGCCGCCGAGAAAGGUGACCUGGUGGGAGCAACUUCCGUUCUCGAUAACUGCAGAAGGGCAUUAUCAGAAUCUGUGUCUGGAAAGUCUCCAGAUGACCGGCUAUGUCUGGCACUCGAUGCCGAGCUCAAUGAGAUGCAAGAGAGGCUCACGAGCCGGCAUAUGUACGAAGCAUCGGGGAGAGCGUACAUUCUGUCGGGGAUGAGCUCGCAUUCUUGGCAGAGGGCAACUGCACGUGGUGAUUCUACUGAUAUGUCCAGUCUGAUUCAGGCUUACCAAACCCCUUCCAUGGUUGAAAUGGUUACCACCUCUCGGGCUACGUUACUAGGGAGCCCAUCUGCUCGCAGGCUUGUUCGUCCAGUUCCAGUUUGGGCCCCGAGGUAUCAACCAAAGCACAGAUAACAUUGGCUUCAUGAUGGAAAUAUCAUAUCACCUUCUACUUGUGUGUAGUUUGUUUUUUAAUGUCUGGUGUCUGGGUAAGUAAGUAUGUGAACAGGAGUUGGAAAUUUUGGGGGAUAUGCAAUAAUGAAGUUAAACGUGGCAGUUAGGUAAUAAUUUCAUUCAUUUCUUCUUAUUAAUACUGGGGUAAAUGUACAUACAAGAUUACUAGGAGAGAGGUCCGAGAGCAUCUUUGAGGAAAGAUCUGCAAAAAGCCUUCAUGCUUCUGUAGUGUGUAUAACUAUAUUUUUGUGAAAAAUAAUUUAUAAUUCCACAAGCCAAAUGACAGGCCCAAAGAAUGUCUGCAUUUUCAUUUCCAGUAUUUAGCAAUUGGUUGUUGAUAAACAAUGUGAAAUUUCAAAAUAUAAUUUUUUUGGCUAGGCU
Messenger RNA from Cuscuta epithymum, 2786 nucleotides. The record is from the annotation of a GenBank genome assembly. Lineage: Eukaryota; Viridiplantae; Streptophyta; Magnoliopsida; Solanales; Convolvulaceae.